AUGGAAGUUCAAAAUGGAGUAAUGACUGAAAACGAAGCACGCCAAAUGUAUCAAAAGACAACAGCUUACUUAGGAACUGGACCUUUAUGCUUGUUUCAGUUGGCUAAAUUUGUUGGUGGCUCAGUAAUCAGCUUGUUUAGACCCAUGAUCGUUCCACCAAUCAAUAUGAAAGCUCACGUUUGGAAACAUACCAUGCUUCCCGUACAAACGUUCAUGCUUGCAGCAAGUAGCCACGGACUUGAUACAUGUCCAAUGGAAGGGUUUGAUGAAAGACGAGUGCGUGAAAUUGUUGGACUACCAUCGAAUUUCUCAGUGCCAGUGAUUGUCUCUCUCGGUUACGCGUCCGAUCAUCCAAUCAAUCAUAAACCUCAAUCUCUCAGAAUACCACCAGAAGACCAAUAUUUCGACAAUCAAUAUGGAAAACAAAAGAAGGAUGUUCAAUCAUUUAAUGACACGGUUCUCAAAUCAAACAAACAUGCUCAUGAAUAA
Naegleria lovaniensis is the source of this 489-nucleotide messenger RNA. RefSeq lists its product as uncharacterized. NCBI's taxonomy places the organism in Eukaryota, Heterolobosea, Eutetramitea, Acrasida, Naegleriidae. Gene Ontology annotation, molecular function: oxidoreductase activity. The record is from RefSeq and is a predicted model, not a curated record. Bases 1 to 489 code for a protein of 162 amino acids. The transcript has a single exon.